This is a messenger RNA of Uranotaenia lowii, 12409 nucleotides long. RefSeq names its product serine/threonine-protein kinase WNK1-like. The record is from RefSeq and is a predicted model, not a curated record. NCBI's taxonomy places the organism in Eukaryota, Metazoa, Arthropoda, Insecta, Diptera, Culicidae. Gene Ontology annotation, biological process: monoatomic ion homeostasis; protein phosphorylation; negative regulation of sodium ion transport. Gene Ontology annotation, cellular component: cytoplasm. The coding region runs from base 1298 to 9787 and encodes 2829 amino acids. The transcript is spliced from 11 exons. Gene Ontology annotation, molecular function: ATP binding; potassium channel inhibitor activity; chloride channel inhibitor activity.
AGUUGGGGAAACUGUCAGUGGUAAUCGUUCGUGUGGAUUUCGAAUAGUUAACAUCCACCUUGUUGGAUCAGCUCAAGUUCACGUGUGCGAAUAGUGGCUAACUAUGGUUCUAAAUGUACAACGAACUGUACCUUGUAACCAGUAAAACUUCCAUCCCCGGCAAUAAAUCUGGCUGAUGGUGAUGGCGCGUCGUCACGGUUCGAUUCCUGUUAGGACAAAAAAGCACGAUCUUUGUGUCGUUAUUAGCGUACUACACACGACAGCCCGGCAACGUCCACCAGUCACAAUUCGACGCCCCCGCACCAUCCACAGCGCCUCGAAUCAACCCUCCGUCGUCGUCGUCGUUGCUGAUUGAGAAGAGUUGUUUUGAUUGACCACAAGUUGGGCAGAGCUUGGCGAGUUGCAAAUUUUAUCUCGACUCGAGUGGUCGGAUCGUUUGUGCGGCGAAAAUAACGAAAAAUCGAAAACAGGUAAACAACACCUUCGAACGAAUCCAGAACGUAGGAAAGUUUGCGGCAGCUUAUUGGCAAAAAUUCCCAGCACAAGAGAACCUUCGACGAAGGAAAGCAAAAGUGAUUACAAGUUUUGUCGCCUUCGAUUGCACUUUAGUGCCCAGGAAUGAAUCAUCCGUACGUAGCAACAUCUGGACGUGCAAAACAAACAAGCAGAAAAUCGACCGGUACAUCUGAGAUAAAAUGCAAAUUAGUUCUCGAACAUCCCACGUGUUUGGAAACUAACUGUCACACUCACUAAUCGAGUACCUAAACCUAUCUCGGAUUGACCCAGAGAGCAUGAACCGUCACCAAGAAUUCCAACUAUUCGAACGUUUGGAGAAUCCAAACCUUCACAACAAGAAGGUAGAAGAGCUGUGAUGUGUGACUCCCUCGCAAGUCAGCCGGUUAUAGGAUCGAUUGGAUCCAAAAUAAAAUUCACUUGUCCAGAACCGUUCCAACCAAAAAAUUUUUUGAUUAGAGAGGUUUGAUUGAAUUCUUCUGUUUGGGGUUACAUAUUAAUCUUCUGUUUGAAAAAGCAAACAAGUGAAUGUGUUGUGUGAGUACGAAUUUAAAGUCCAUAUACAGCUGUUUUAGUGCAAUGAUCAGAAUCGACACCGACUACGAUAUGAAGAUUCGAAAAACCUCGCCAAUUCAAGGCCCCGGACGAGGUCGAACGAGAGUUGUUAUUUCGCCAGUAGUGGAAGUAGUGUGGAUCAACAUAUCAGUAUUAGAAGAUGCAGAAACGCAUCCGGAGAUUCCUGCGCGAAAUCUUGCUUAGUGUCAAUGUGAUGUAAGAAAAUAAAAUGAACAUCAUGGGAGAAGUGUUGUGCUGUUGUUUUCAUCUGCUGAUGGAGCUGCUGCCGAAAUUACAUGCGAUCCUGAGCUGCUGUCAGUGCUCGUCUUCCACAAGCAAUUCAGCCCAGGCAACGUCCUCUGUAAAUAGUCAAGAUUCACCAAGCGCACGAAACUCAUCUAACACCAACAACCAGAACCAGAACAACAAUCGUUUGCGAAGACUGCGUACAACUAGUCAGUCGACUUCGACAUCAAGUUUGAAUAGUUUGAAUAACAAUAGUAGCCAAGUAACUAGUAACGCUGGUCACCACAGUCCCGGAACCAGCAACAACACCGCCGGCGUCAAUCACAACAACAAUAACAACAGUCGCCACCCGAACAGCCGGGUUGAGAAAUCCGGUACCGGGAUAGGCAACAAUAGGUCAUCGGCUGGGCACGGGACCAACAGCUCAACCGCCAACACGGGUGGGAUAAUUUCGAGGGUUUUUGACAGUAGUAGUAACGCAGCAACGUCUUCCACCACGACGACGACGACAACGGCGGCCGGAAUCAGUCAUAAUCGCGGGUCACCGGGCGAAAAGAAACAACAAUCCGUCGCCAGCAGUGCCAACCAAACCCAGCAACCUUCCACGGGCUCCAAAAACAAUGACAAGAUGGAUGAAAGAAGGCAAUCGCAUCAGAAAACCCCUACCAAAGUCCAACAGCAGCUUCAACAGCGAGACAGCACACCGUCAGGGCGGAAGAAGCCAGUCAUCGAUCGACCAUGUUUCGAGCAACGGUUCCUGGAGGAACGAGCAGCAAACGAAGCGUCCAGCGGCGAUCAACAGUCGGCAGCAGUGGAUGGGGAUCCCGAUAAAAGCACACCCACUGCCACCAGUCCAGAUGAUCCUGAGGAAUCAGGACAGAAGAAAUCGGAACAAGGGGAUUCUCCCGAUCGCAAGGAAGCAGCAUCCGAAAAAAAGACGACGGACCUGCCCGAUCUGGAAUCGAAACCUCGAACCAAGGCCCUCACCAAUGAUUCCGGUAUAGAGGGCGAGCAGCCGCAUCCGCCGGCGGAUGACGAGCUUCCGGAGGAGAACCAUCGGGACGAAGCCAUAGUCGUCAACGAGAGACGGCGGAUAAACUCCGCUUCAGAAGCCAGUACCACGGAUGGGCCAAUGGCAAUCAUCCGUCGGCAUCUGGACUCGUUCGAAUCGGAUGGAUCCCUGGGCCGUUCGAAUCUUCGGUUCAUCCGUAAGAGCCUCGAAAACACGCUGGCCGUUCAGUAUUCGAAGAACUACAUUGACAACGAUACGAUUGAGACGGAGUAUCCGCGCAACUACGAUGACAACAUCGAAAUCCUGAGCCGGGAGGCCGAAAACCUGGCCCUGCAGUUUAAACCCUCGGAGGAAAAGUUGGUCCAGUACGGGCCGAUUUUCGAUCCAGAAAAGUUCGAGGAACAACGCAAACAGCAGAAAAAGGAUGACGACGAGGACGAAGCGAUCGGCAUUUCACCCUGCGGACGGUUUCUCAAGUACGACAAAGAAGUUGGCCGGGGGUCUUUCAAGACAGUUUACCGAGGGCUGGACACCCAAACGGGGGUAGCCGUAGCGUGGUGUGAGCUAUUGGAUAAAAAGGUCAAUCGAGUGGAGAGGGCUAGAUUUCGGGAGGAAGCUGAGAUGUUGAAGAAGCUGCAACAUCCUAAUAUUGUGCGUUUUUACAACUACUGGGAAUCGCCACCAACGGCUGGCAACAAGAAGAAAAAUAUAGUACUCGUCACGGAAUUAAUGUUGUCCGGCACACUGAAAUCAUACUUGCGCCGUUUCAAGAAGAUCAACCCGAAAGUACUCAAAUCGUGGUGUCGGCAAAUUUUGAAGGGGCUUCAUUUUCUUCACUCUCGUACGCCACCGAUAAUUCAUCGUGAUUUGAAAUGUGAUAACAUAUUUAUAACUGGGACGACGGGGAGCGUAAAAAUUGGAGAUCUCGGGCUGGCUACUUUGAAGAACCGUAGCUUUGCCAAAUCGGUAAUCGGAACGCCCGAGUUCAUGGCCCCUGAGAUGUACGAGGAACACUACGACGAAGCUGUUGAUGUUUACGCUUUCGGAAUGUGCAUGCUGGAGAUGGCCACCAGCGAGUAUCCGUACAAUGAGUGCAAUACGCCGGCUCAAAUUUACAAGAAGGUAACUUCAGGCAUCAAACCGGCUAGUUUGGAAAAGGUAGAAAAUCCGGAAGUUCGGGAAAUUAUCGAGCGUUGCAUCCAUGACAAAAAGGAAGAGCGGCCCACUUGUAAGGAUUUGCUUAACUUUGAAUUUUUCUGUGAGGAUAUUGGAGUUCGGUUGGAGCCAAUUUCCAAGGAAACCUUUAUUUCAAAUCCAGAUAAUACUAAGAUGGAGUUUAGACUACGUAUUUUGGAUCCGAAGAAACGUGUUAAUAAGCAUAAGGAAAAUGAAGCGAUACAGUUUGAUUUCGAUACGAAGAUGGACGAUGCUGAUGAAAUUGCUAGUGAUAUGCAUAAGAGCGGAAUUUUGAUGGAAGAUGAUUCGAAAACAGUUGCCAAGAUUUUGAAGGUGCAGAUCCAAACGCUUUUGAAAGAAAAAGAUGAACGUGCCCGGCAGAUUCAAUUGGAAAAAGAAACAGAAGCUCUGCAGAAGCAGGCAAUGCUGGCUCAGCAACUUUAUGCUAGUCAGCAAAUGCAACUGGAAAGCGAAGGACAACCAAUGGAAUUGGCUGUUCCGCAACUCAUGCAUGGAGUUCCAAUGGGUCAACAGCCUCAGCAACAGUUUUAUCAACCUUCUUCACUACCGGCUAGUCAAGCACAACAAAUUAUUUAUCAACAACAAAUUUCUGCUCCGGUCGGCAACGAACAGAUGAUUCAGAACUACCAGAGUCAGCAACAAGGUCAGUUUAUUAACCAGCAAGCUCAUCAGCAACAACAACAACAGCAGAUGAUGCAACAGCAACAGUUCCUUAAUCAAAUGCCUCAGCAGAUGCAACAACAAAUUCCCAGUAGUAUACCUCAGCAGUCCCAAACAAUUUCGGCGCCUAUAGUCGUACAAGCCGCCCAACAGCAGCAACCCACAGUCCCUCAACAGCAAGUAUUUAUUGAUCCCCAACAACAGCAACAAUAUCUGCAGCAAAUGCAUCAGCAGCAAGUGCUGAUUCAUCAGAUGCAGCAUCAACAAGUUACUGUUCAACAUCCUAACAACGUUCAGUUCGUCAAUCAAAUCACCCAACAACAGCAACAAAUCAUCCAGCAGCAACUGCUGCAACAACAGCUGCUUCAACAACAACAACUUCAGCAACAGCAACAACAACAACAGCAAAUGGUAAUGCAAGAGCAGUAUCCCACUCUAGAGCAACAACUGCAGGCAGUUCUUCCCAUCCAACAACAUCCUCCUGUCCAACAGCAGCAGCAGCAACAACAACCACAACAGCAACAGCAACAGCAACAAAUGAUUCCCAAUCAGCAACACUAUGUCCAAACUCAGCAACCCCAACAACAACAGCAGAUGGUUCAUGGACAAACUCUUCAAACGGCACAACUUCAACAACAUCAGAUGCACAUUCAGCAACAAAUUCAAGAUCAAAUGCAACUCCAUCAGAGUAUGCCAAAUCAAAUAACAAUGCUCCCUAAUGGACCGCAAAUGGUUGUGGCUCAUCAACAACCACAACAGCUGCAGCAGCAACAACAACAACAGCCACAGCAACAACAAUCCAUCACUCAUCCGACUGUACAACACGUCCAACAACAGCAAUACGUGGCACAACCUUCGCUUGUCAAUCACAUACCUCAACAACCUAUUCCAGCUGUUGUUCACCAACAACAACAACACCCUCAAACGAUUCCACAACCUCAACCUCAACCUGUUCAACAACAACAUCAGCCUGUUACACAGCAACCACAACUUCAACAGCAACAUCAACUACAGCAGCAGCCACAACAUCAACAACAACAACCGCAGCAACAAAUUUUGCAAUCGCAACAAGCACAACAGCAGCAGCAAAUUCAACAACAUCAGCAGCAGCAGCAAAUUCAACAACAAAAUCUUCAACAGCAAAUUUUGCAACAACAACAGCAACCUCCCAAGCCUGUCGAAUCUGCCCCCGUACCCAUUGCAACUGAAUCAACGCCAGCCGAACUUCAACCGAUGGCACAGCAAAUUCAGCAACAUCAAGUAUCGCCGCAACCAAUGCCAGCUUCAGCAACAGUAUCAGCAGGUUCAGUCGUAUCCUCCGCAACGGUCCCACAAAGUCAACCGCAACCCCAACCCCAACCUCAACCUCAACAACAACAACCCCAACCUCAGCCGCAACAACAACAGUCGAUCCAGCAGCAGGAUUCCGUUGCUUCACCAUCACCUUCGGCUGCAGCAAUUCCACCCCAAUCCGGUCAGCAGCAGCAACAACAACAAGGAGCAGCUAUCCCAAAGCGGCUGAUGAACGAAACUAGCAAGAAGCGGCGCAACUACCGGUCAACCGAGCGCAGCCCCAAGCUACAGGUGCUCGGCUUCGAGAACAACAUCGUCGAGUGCGAGAUGGAAAACCGACCCAAAACCAUUACGUUCAAGUUCGACGCCAACAACGUCAAUCCAGUCGAGGUGGCUCAGGAUUUGGUUUCUAAAGACCUUCUAACCGAGGCGCAAAGUUUAGUUUUCAUCGAGAUGGUUCGGGACAUUCUGCGGCAGCUGAAGGAAAAUCCCAAUCAGCUACCGGUGGCGUCCCAAUGCUGUCGCAGGAACACCGAAAAGGUGCGCCACGCGUCUCUAACCCGCCAGCGUUCAAACUUUAAAACACACCAGAGACAUAGAUCACGCGAUGAAACAUCCACAACGGGCACGAGCUUCUCGCACAUGUUUGAUCCGACUAUCAUUGAUCGACAAGCAUUGGCCACGGCACCGUCCACGAACACGACUACCAAUACGACCAACUCGUCGACAUCUUCUUCGCCACUGUCCCAGCAACAACCUCCGGGUUCAGCUAAUGGAGACUUUGCGGCCAACGGAGAACUGCAGAAGACAAGUUCGGUUGAUAGCAGUGGAAGUGCUAUGGACAAUGGAGCACUUGCUGGAGGCUCGGCAGACGAGGCAGUUAUCCAGCAGCAGCAUGGUUCGAAAGGAGAUCUUAAGGAUAUCGUCACAAUUGGAGAUUUGGGAGGAACUGCCGGAAAUGGAGAAAUUACUACCGUCACUCACGUUGUGAUGGAUGAUCUGGGUAACGAUAAUAACAGCAGUUGUGACGAAAAUUCUCGUAAAACCAGCACCAUUAGUACGGAUUACACGUCCCACGAAAAUACUCCGGAAAAUACAAUUACACCUGGUAGCUCAAUUCAGCAACAGUUUGUGUAUAGCGAUGCAGUUGCGGCUGCUCAGGAUUCAAUUGGCAACGAUGGACAAGGUCAAGAUAAAACUGAUCAGUGUAUUAUAACAGUGCCAUUAGGAACAUGUAGCGAUGAUAAUAGUAAACCCACUUAUACUACUUCUAAUAACAGUAAUACUGAUAUUUCUUCUAGUCAACAAGUUAGCACCCAAACGAACCCAUCUUUGGCUGCUAAUAACACUACUGCAAACCCUUCAACUAUUCCUGCUACAGGCGCUGUCCCUAUUAAUGGCGCCAUCGAUUCUCCAGUCGCUGAAAACAAACAGCUUCGGGAAAGAAAAAUGUCUCGAUUCUCAGUUACUCCGGUUGUUCUAGCGGUCGAGGAACCGAAGUCACAAUCAGUUGCCGUGGAUACUCCAAUGCCUCAACCGAAUCAAAAUGAAGUAUCGGAUGUCACCCAAACGAUUUCAACUUCAGAACAGGUUGUUUCCGAAUCCGUGCCUGUCGAAACACAGGUUUCCAACGAGACUGUUUUGCAACAGCAACAAAUGUUCCUUCAACAACAACAACAACAGCAGCAGCAACAAGCGGAAAUAUUCCAGCAGCAGAUGUUAAUAGAACAACAAGCACAACAAGAUGCUGAAAUAAUGGCUGCUCAGCAGUACCACAUUCAACUGCAGCAGCAUCAGUUGCUUCAAAAUGACAUAGCACUGAUGCAGCAACAUCAUCAACUGCAAAUGCAACAUCAUCAAAUCCACAUGCAGCAGCAGCAGCAACAACAACAACAACAGCCGCAAUUUGUCACCGAUGGAGCUAUGAACGAGUAUGAGCUUCAGCAACAGCAGGUCUAUCAACAACAACUGCAGCAGCAACAAUAUCAACAAACUGUCUUGCAACAUCAACAAGCGCAACUUCAACAACAGCAGUCGCACGCUUCGAUCACUUCACAAGCCUCGCUAGAUCAGGCCUCACGUGAAGCAAUGCCAGCGGCGUCUCGGAUGCCGGAAACGCUCGAGCAGCUCAAGAUCGGACUCGAGAACAUUACUCACGUACAUGUGAUCACGAGCAAAACGUCCUCCACUAGUCUGUCCAGUUUGUCUGCAGCUUCGCUCCAACAACAACAGCAACAGUCAAGCGACCAACAACUUCCGCCCAACGGUAGCAACAACGUCGAAAAUCCUCAAUUCUACCAACAGCCAAUGGAAUAUGUUCCGGAAGCGCAACCGGAAGUGAUUCAGGAAUUCACUACUGUAGAUAGCAACGCAAUGCCUUCAUUGGUAGCUGAACCGCCCAUACAACAGCAACAACAGCAGUUGCUCAAUUCCAUCCCGCUUUCGCAGGAUCCGUCAAUGUACAACUCACGACGGACAUCAGCUGAUAUUAACCUACAUCAAGCAGCGGUGCCACCAACUGCCAACAACGAAGUCGUCCAACAGCAGCAACAUUCACAAACACAACCAAACUCGCUACCCCACUCCGUAGCUGCGGGUAGUGCUGCCGGUAGUGACUCCAGUACUCCUAAUUUGCGGGAUCCCGAGAAACGACUGUCGAACCAGGGUAGUGUUGAUCGGAUAGACAGCUCUAAUUCGUUGGCCGACCUUCACCAGAAACUGACACAACUUACAUCAUCUCAACCCUAUGAUGCUCCGGUAAGUGGUACAGUUCCACCGACGCAGCCGAAGCUCCCACAGUUGACCACUUUAGAGCAUCAAACUACACAGCAUAACUCUGCGCUAUCCAGUCCGUCAGUGGAGCAACCAGAACCGCGAUUCCCGAAUGAUGCCAAGCCCAUGGUUCGCAAGGUAUCACGUUUCCAGGUACAAACUGUACAGGAAGCUGCUGCAUCAGAUCCGCACCAUCAAACUCCGAUGGCGCCUUUGAACAUCAACCAGGCAAACGACACUCAGCAACAGCAGCAAAAUUUGAGCUCAGGUCUACAACAGCAGACACAACCCGUAGCUCCUGCUAACUUCGCAUCCCCAACGGAGGAAAAGUUCAGUCAAACGUUCCCACAACCACAACCGCUGGUUUGUGAAGUACCCACUACCAACGACCUGGAAGCAAAGCUUAACCAAGUGUUACCCAUUACCCCGCAUGUGGAAGCUGCGCAACCAAAUUUCAACGCUGCUUUGCAACAACAACAGCAACAACAACAACAGCAGCAGCAACAACAACAGCUACAGCAACAACAACACAUGCAACAAUUACAUCAACAGCAGCAGCAGAUGUUACAACAACAGCAACAUCAGCAGCAGCAGUUGCACCAGCAACAACAGCAGCAGCAGCAGCAACCACAGAUGAUUUCAGCAGUUCCUAUUCAGCCACAGUCCCAACAAGUGAUGCAGCAACCUGCGGCGUCACAACAAUUUCAACAGCAACAGCAGUAUCAUCCACAGCAACAACAACAGCAGAUGCAUCUGCAACAGGUUCCUGCUCAAGUUAUUCAGCAGCAGCAGCAGCAGCCGGUUAUGGCGCCGCAGAUGGUACAGCAGCAACAACCGCCGCCAAUUGUCAACAACGCGAUGGUAGCACCGCAGAUGGUUUCGGUUCAGAAUGCUGGCAUUGGAGGAUACAGUGAGCAAUCACCACCACAACAUCAACAACAACCACAGCAACAACAGCUACCAAUGGCCCAGCCGCAACUGCAAGAACAGGCAUUUAACAGCGAUGACAUCGGGCAAAACUUGGUAGCCAUCCAAGGCUAUCUGCGUGCCAUGCAGUUGAUGCCCAGCGCUCGGCAACAGCUUCAGUUGCUUCUGCAACGGCAACACAUCGAGCACGAGGAGCUGAAACUGAGGCACUUUUUGGAAUUGGAAAAGUUUAUGAAGCAACAGAAGGAAGAAAUGAAACCAUCGAAUGUCACCAGUGGUGCACCGGCACCUGCCGCCAUGAAUGGUGCGCCAUCUGCUCCUGGUUCAGUUCCAGUUCAGGUUCAAGUGCCAGUGUCAAUGCAGCAAGUGCUGGUGCAACAACAAACUGCUAACAUGAUAGCUACCGGGGCAGCAGACAUCACAUCGCCUACGUUGGCCGUCAGUCGUGGGUUCGAUCAGGCCACUAUUAUGACACCUUCCUACAGUAGCUAUCAGAGCACCAUCGGAAGCACCAGCAGUGGGGGCAGUGGAGGAAUUGGUCCGACGGAAGCAGAUCUAGUCGAAGCUGCAGCCACGUUAGCGCUUGUCAACGAUGGCAAUACACACAAGUGAGGGGACUUGUGUUUCACCUAGAGUGUGUAUGUGUAUGUCUAAUUGUAUACUUUAUAUAUAUCACUAUUACGUAAGAGAGAUUGUCCCACUGGAGGCAACCUGCGCUGGGACGCGAUUUUCUUCCUAGAGGAAAUUAUCUCUGCUAGUAAAAAUUGUUUUCUAUUUAUACUCGAACGUUGUAGUAGCAAGAACAAGGAGGCCACAUUUUUUCUGGCUACUUUUUAAGUUUUCCACCCGCAGGGAGGGGCCGCUGCUGGUUGGCUGCUGAAAGCAUCCAACCUAGAAAAAGAGAUCUGUACCAAAAAAGCAAAAAUCUAGUGUUUAAAAAAAUUCUCUGUGACUGUGCAUGAUGUGGUUAUCAGUGCGGUGCUGCUGCUUAAUGGUUGCUUUAGGCGAAAGAAAACUGUCAACCUCGAAAAUCCAUCACGACGUACUGUGUUUGUUUCCAUAUAAUCCUGUGUGCGCAACGUUGUCAUUCCAAUUUCCUAGCAAAACAGCAUAUCCUUGAAUAUACCAAGGCUCUGUAAAACGAUUGAAUUUUACCAACCGAGUCUUUCAAACCCGUUAGACUCGGGUAGAAUGUUUAAAUUUCUAAAAACGUUUGAAAGGAUCAUCUGAUCUAGUUGGUUGCGCGUAGUCUUCUCCGAAUGUUGCAAAUCUACUAGCAUCACCAAUAGUCGAGAAGAAGAUAUUGAAAUGGAGUGAGGUAAAGAUGAGAGAACUAGGAAAAGAAAAAAACUCUGCUGGACGGUUUUGUUUCGAGACAUUAGACAAAAACAGAUAUAGAUAUUGUUGUUAUAAUUGUAUUUAAAGAGAAAAUAACAAAACUGAUAACGACUCUUACUCAAAGAAAAAAAAAAUAAAAGCAGCAUCCCCAUUAGAAACAAAUAAGCAAAAACUCAAAACCAACAUGCAUGAAUAACAAGAAAUGUAAAUAAUUUGCGAAAACUGAAUCCAAACACCUCUCCCACACAAACACACACACGCACGCAGAAGAUACUAUUGUGUAAAUUUUAUAUUCGAAUACCUAAGUAAUGUAAUAAUAUUUAGCGCUUUAUAUUUUCUAGACGAAAUAUGCAUGCAUUGUGAAAGCAAAAAUUGUACGUUUAUAAAUACGUGAGAGGACUGGCUAGACCCUUUCUAUGAAAAGAAAUUAUUCAAAAAAAGUAUAUCCAUAUAUUAAAACUACGUCGAUCGUACACAUCCAAAGCUUUGGAAAUGACUGUAUUUUUUUGUUUACUUGUGUAGUAAUCACUUUUUGUUUGAUUCUAAAAAAAUGAAAAACACCAUUCGGACUGCUUGUGUUGAGAACUUCUUACUAUUUUAUUUGGCAAUCAGAAAUUUCAAACUAUAGUAUUCCCAACAGCCCUAGAUAUAUUCAUUUUAAAGCCCUGAGGUCACUUUUUUGAUUCAAACGCAUGCCAUUCUGAUCAAUCUAAAAACAGAUAUAGCUAGAAAGUAUCUAAUAAUGAUUUUAAAAGAAAUUUUCAUGUACCAUCACUAGCUAAGAUAUCAUAGUCCCAACAUAAAAUCUCUUUUUUUUUAACUUAAUUAAUUUUAACUGAAAAAAAGUAAUCCUCAAAUCCAACAGCAAAUAGUAAGAUGAUUUCAACGAUAAUGUCAAACCGAGGAAAAAAAUUAAAUCAAGAGAAAAAAAACGAAUGAAAUUCUUAGUCCAAACACUCAUUUACAAACCAAAAUUCCACUCCAAAAAAAAAAAAAUAACUUAACGGAAGCUUUUUUUCGCGCUGACAAAACCAGCUGUUAAUCUACACAUAAAUUUAUCGAUUAGGAAUUUGAUUUCGACUCUAAUCUACGAACACAACACAAAACGCUUUAAAAUUAGGUAUCUUUAUCGGAAACGUAGAAGAAGUAAAUCGUUCGUGUUUCACUUUCGACUUGUCUCGAACUACCUAGCGGAAAGUUAAAUGAAGAAAGCAAGCAAAAUAAAAAUUAAUUGAACUUAAAGCUUCAACACAACCGCGCGCAGUAGUAGCAGGGCAGAAAGAAGAAAGUGAUGUUCUAGUAAGUCUAAAAGUCUAAACCAUAGAGUUGCGAAGCAAACGAAAAGUUUAAACAAGGAUCUGUGAGAUAACUAGUAGAUAGUAGUUUUAGGAACAUGAUGAUGGUCGAAAUUUUUUUUGUUUCAUUUUCUUUUUUCGUUCACAAGACGAGGAUGUUUGGCGUGGAAUAGACCGAAUCCGAAUGAUGAGGCGGUAAGGAAAAAAAUCGUGAGUAGCAUUAGGGUUUGUGUGAGGGCGAGUGUGUUUUGCGUUAUUUGGUGAGAAGGUAAUCCCCUUGAAGGAUUUCAUGAACAUCCAUGGUGUGUGGAAUCAGCUUUGGAUAAAGUUAUGUGUAGGGCGAUACAAUGAGUGUGUUUGUGUUUGUAUCGGGUUGUAUGUGCGAAGAAUGCGUGAACACACUGUGACUGGAAUGCAAUGAAACAGAGGAAGAAAAAACAGCGUUGGAAGAGAGGAAAUAUUCAUCGCAUAUGACCCAAAUUUGACAGGGUUUGCAUUACUUUAUUGUAUUAUAAUAUUCUAUUCUAUAUUAUAUGAAAAUGAAGGAAUAAUUAAGAUAUUAAAUAUCUAUCAAAAAUUAAUAAAAAUGCUGAAGCGCAAA